AGCGCUGCUAGCGUGGCGGCGCUCCUUGACAAGUAGACCUUGAGUAGACCCGAGGCGAUACCGGCCGCAAUGAUGGACGUCUUCCCUUCGAGGGCACAUAGGCUGCCGCGGGCCCAUGGCACUGUCUAGCGUUGCUGUUCAAUUCUAUAAAGAUGGAAGAUGCCCGCCUUGCUCGCGUUAUUCUUUCAUCCUCCCGUGUCCUUAAGGUAUAUUCGACCGGAGACGAUUCGACCAACAGGAUGCAUCCACUCGAUAAUGAGCCCUCGUGGACCACUUUCAUCCGCAACGAGAACACGCUUUACACCAGACCGCUUCUAGGGUCUGAGUUACUAUCCGAACAAUUCAGUCGGUGGACCGACGGAAUCGGCGAGAUUUCCUUCGCCCUCACGCUCCGUUCGCCGCUGCCAUUUGACGAAGUGGCGUCAAGACUCCGGUAUGCCAUCGCGCAUCUGCGGUUCACGAGCCCACUUGUUGCGUCCGCCCUGGAGGAAGGUAUACACGAUCCGCGCUUCCAGUCCUGGGUUUACGCACCUGCAAGAUCCGUACAGGAUGCGUUAGACUGGGCCGAAGACGCAGUCGUCGUGCUCUCCGACCGCAUUCACGCAGACGACCUUACCGCCAAGGUCGUGAAGGGGCGCCUGCCCUAUGUCCUCCCAAACGGGCGCGAGCUCAUCUUCCGCUGCUUCCUCGCCCGUUCUCCUGCAACCGCCAUCAAUGGUGACGCUGGAACAAUGAAGGACGACGAGGUCUCUAUCUUAUUCCACAGCACCCAUGGCAUCAUGGACGCUCGGCCUACGCUCAGCGUGUUUUCGCUUGUGCUCGAGUGGAUGUCGAACCCUACCCGCGAGCCUCUUGAGACGCUUGCAUGGGGAACCGAGACGGAAAACUUACCUGUAGGCCCUGUGACGGCGACAGGGGGUCCACGUCCUACCUGGGAAACAGAGGGGAUGGCCCUCAUGGGGAAGAUCAUGCAAGAGCAUGCAAGCCCAGUGCGUCCGCUCUCCCUCACACCUCAGCGGCCGAAACUCGGGACCCUCGGGCAGGUUGUCAAGACGAUCGCAGCGCUGGACGAGGAUCAGACAGCGCGGGUCGUUGCAGCCACAAAGGCAGCAGGGUUUACUAUGUCCCAUCUUCUUGAAGCAGCCCACAAACUCGCCAUCCUAUCCUUCCAUGACACAAGCGAUCCUGUGGUGUGGAAUGCCCGCCUCUUGAACCCGAUGAUCUCCAUGGCACUUCAGCGGCGCUAUCUAGUGCCCCCUCACGACGGGAAAGGCAAGCUUGUCUCCGCCAUCUGCUACCUCCCCGCCUCUAUUCCCGUUGUGGACAUCCUCUCCGCCGAGCCGGACACGCCCAAGGGUCAUCUGCUUGCAGCCAUGCGCGGCUUCAAGGCCCACUAUGACGAGUAUCAGCGGAACCCACACUUGCCGCACGCCUGCGCUGCCGCUGCAGUGCUCGCGCCGCCGCUCGAACCCGUUGUGUCGAGUAACCCUUACUGCAGCGUGCUCUCUAACAUAGGGAUCACCGAAGAUUGGCUGCCGGACGAGUGGUAUCGUGACGGCGCUGAGAAAGGGGAGGGUCUUCUCAUUGAGGUGAUGGGAUUCGCGAUGUGUCAGAGGAUGACUAACGGAGUGCCGUCUUGUACUACGUGGACAAUACGUUCAAAGCUGCAUGUGCAGGUGUCGGUGAGUGAUGCCAUAUCACGCCCCAAUAUCGAAGGGGUAUGCUGACCAUGGAGGUGUGUAGACGAAUGAUCAGUGGAACGAAUCGUAUGUACGCUCGUUCGGGGAUGAGGUUUUGAAGCAGGCCUUGCACAUCCUGGACUAGCUUGAUGCAGAUCCUUGGUUGAGCACCAAGAGAUUACUUUUGUCUAGAGAAAGUUAUCCAUGGAUUCUGAGAGUAGGUUGUUCCAGAGCUUACACAGGUGAAGAAUGAAGCUGAAGCUCAGAAGUCACACCUUCAUUCGUCAUUCCCUCAUCGACACCACGUUCCGAACCACGGAAACGCAUUGUACAUUGGCACAGAAUGUCUAGCGCCAUUCGCAUUUGUGAAUCUACAUGAUGGGUUCGGUUCUUAUACGUCAGCUACCAGCUUCGCACUAGUGGCACUA
Molecule: messenger RNA, 2107 nt
Organism: Rhodofomes roseus
Lineage: Eukaryota; Fungi; Basidiomycota; Agaricomycetes; Polyporales; Fomitopsidaceae
Exons: 8
Coding region: 153-1727 (524 amino acids)
Biological process (GO): mycotoxin biosynthetic process
Molecular function (GO): acetyltransferase activity
Source: RefSeq, a predicted model, not a curated record